This is a messenger RNA of Salvelinus fontinalis (brook trout), 6100 nucleotides long. It is a transcript of the gene bmf2, whose product is annotated as BCL2 modifying factor 2. Lineage: Eukaryota; Metazoa; Chordata; Actinopteri; Salmoniformes; Salmonidae. Bases 207 to 803 code for a protein of 198 amino acids. The record is from RefSeq and is a predicted model, not a curated record. Gene Ontology annotation, biological process: apoptotic process; positive regulation of apoptotic process; negative regulation of autophagy. The transcript has 4 exons. Gene Ontology annotation, cellular component: myosin complex.
CCAAGUUGUCACUGGCGUUUCAGAGAGAGAAAAAACACUCGUCCAGAAACAGCAAACAUUCAUCUGAGAGUCUGUAAUGCAAAAGGUUGAAGGAUACACAGCUCUGUUCAAUUCUGGAGAAUCAGUAACAGCAAGUUGACAAGAUACCACCUAUCACAACGGAAGUAAUUUACUUAACUGGCGGGAGACUACCUCUGAGGCUCCCAAUGGAUGAUGAAGAGGAGGACAUGUCUCUUCAGCGUCCUGUCUCCCAGUGCUGGGGCACCCCCUUCAGGGACAUCAAGUUCCACGACAGAGACAGCAGGGACAGAGAAGACACCCAGGACAGGUCUACACAGACGUCGACCGGACCCAACGCCAUCGUCCCACGGUCAGAGGAACACAACAUCAUGGUACCACAACGCCACAACAACAACAACUUUCCCUGCGGGGUGCAGGACAAUCUCCAGGGCAGAAUACUGUUCCACGGCAACGCUGGAUUCCGCUUGCACUUCCCAGCUCGGUUCGAGCCCAUGGACGAUCGGGGAGAGAGGCAGAACGAGGAGGGAAGGAGGGAGGACGAGGAGAGGAGGAGAAUGGAGGAGAGGCCAGAGGAAGAGCGGGUGGAGGAUAGCGCCGAGGCGAGGAUCGGACGUAAGCUCCGGGAGAUCGGAGACCAGUUCCACCAGGAACAUGUUCAACUGUUCCUGCGGCAUCAGAGGGAUGUCCUACCAGUCUGGAUUCGUCUGACCAUGGCCCUCUACGGCUUCCUGUUUAACAGAGAAGCCCCUGCUGUACCCCACCUGAGAGGACAGGAGAGAUGAGGAGGAGGGGGGGGGGGUACCCCCUUCCAAAACCCUCCACCCACCUCGGGUGUCUCCUCUCGCCUCCCCCCGUCCCCGAAAACGAGGGACCAGACUUGUAGAUGGCACUGUAUGAUGGAACACGGGUUUGGAUUUCUUUUUGUUUUUAAUCAAAGACGACGAAGAAGAGAACGAUAGUCACUGCUGGACGGAGAUUAGAAUCACGUUCCUUCUCUCUCUCUUCUCCUCUUUCUUCAUGAUGAUGAUGAUGAUGAUGAUGAAGAAGCCAUGCUGUUUGAAGAUAUAAAUAUUUUCUAAAAUAUAUAUAACUAUUUAGUACAGUAGAUAGCAUCUUUUUGGUUUGGUUUGAAAACACGCCAAAAGGAAAUGGACAAGAAGCACGGGAUGAAAUGUAAAGAGAAAUCCCUUAAAGAAAACACCAUUGUGGACAUGGAAGGUCUUGUGGACAUGGAAGGUCUUGUGGACAUGGAAGGUCUUGUGGACAUGGAAGGUCUUGUGGACAUGGAAGGUCGUGAAAUUCUUGUGGAAAUUCUUGGAAGGUCUUAUGAAGUUCUACUCACCCACCCACCACGAUCUUACCAACAGGCACAUUUUUCCAAUGUAUUUUCUGAAGAAUACAAAACUCCCUGUAACUAAAUAUUUUUCACUGUUCCACACUGAUAUAUAUAUAUGAAAAAUAUAAUGUCAUAAAGAUUCUGUGGUGGUUUUGCCAAGACAAGUGUGGUCUUAAGACAUGUCUUGUUGAUCUCCGGUGUAGACUGAGAGAGUGUCUUUAUCCUGUGUCUUUUGGUAAUACCAGCCGACAGCAGUUGGUUUUAACAUUUAGUCUGAAUGAGAUGAAUGGCAGGUUCAUUUUUUGAUUGACAGUAUGAAUGUAUGUGUACUUAAAGAUUCUAAGACUUAGGUCUGCAAUGUAUUCAUUCAAUCAAGCAAUCUGACUUUGAUUGAAAGUGUUUAGUGUGAAUAGGCAUUUGUCGUCCGUGAAACCAAAAAAUCCCCCCCCCCCCCAAAAAAAUUGCAAGCGUAAAAUUUGUUUUGUCGGAGUUGAGGACUUUACUUCUGUGGGAAAAGCUUUUUUUGGGGGGGGUGAACCUAUCGUUAUGAAGAUGUAUUUAUCCGUCUGGAUUGACAAUCACAACCAACAGACCCGACCAACAGACCCGACCAACAGAUCCGACCAACAGACCCAGUGAUUUUGAUGCAGUUCUAUCUGUUGCGUUAUGAGUCUGCUGUGAAAAGGGCAAAUAAAAGUUGUUGUACAAUCAAUGAAUUUGGAGCAAUACUGUAUCGACUAACCAGUGGAAGGCACUAAAACCUUAGGGAUCUAUUGCAGUUACAAUCAAAUUGUCAUUCAUGGAAGAACCGCUCGUUUUUUUUUUUAAACAAAUCAAUCAAUCAAUCAAUGAAGUUCAUCUUCACACGUGACAACGUCACUCAGUUCAAUGAAAUACAUUUCACAUUUUACUCUGCUCUCUCGUCACAAUCUUAGCGUGAAUCACUUUGGCUUCAACUCCCAUACACAGAUACAAUUGCCAUGUAUACAAACAUGAGUAAAUCCACAAUAGAUCGUUUUGUUUUUUUGUAUUUCUUACUGAGGACUCCACAGCAACAGUUCUAGUGAGUCUUUACCGACGCUAUUACCUUCUCCAUAUGCACCCAUGUUACCUUCUCCAUAUGCACCCAUGUUACCUUCUCUAUAUGCACCCAUGUUACCUUCUCCAUAUGCACCCAUGGCCUAGAAUCUGUGUAUGUGAAGGUGGCCUCAUUUAGAUCAUGCUGCGUCUCUAGGAAAUAAACCAACGACCACUGCUUUUCAAACUGGAGUUUUAUUUCAGAGUUCUUUUACUACUACAAGUUCUUAGUCGAGUACAAUUUUAAAAGUGGUUUUAACAUUUUUUUUAAAGUGGUUUUAAAGAUGAUGAUAUUAACAAAAGACAGGAUUUUUUUUUUUUUAUUAAUGUGAAGAAGAAGAAGAAAAAUCAUUGUGAUUUGAAUAUAUUUGAUGACGACACUGAUGGGGUUUCUCUCUUUUUUAUAGUUUUUAUUUAUUUUAAUUUUUUAUAUAUUCUUCAGGGAGUAGUUGUUCAGUCACAUGCCCCACCACACUGAGGGUUUUUAUUCUACCUUAACAAAAUGAAAAUAUGCAAAUUCCUAUUAAUAACAAACUUUUGCAUGUGUUGCUCUACCCAAUAUAGAACCACAUGACGACAUCUGAUCGACAGGCUUGUUUCACAAAUGGCACCCUAUUCUCUAAUAUAGUGCACUACUUUUGACCAGCUUGGAUCAGAACUAGUGCACUAUAUAAGGCAUAGGAUACAAUUUGGGUCUCACAAGCCAUGUUCUUUGAUGGUUAUCGGUGACAUCAUUGACCACAGACACUUCUGUUUUGACAGAAAGUUGCCUGCAAACCACUGAAUGCUGAGCCAGUUGAAGUAGCUCUUUCUCUUUCUCCUCUUCCUCUUCAAUCACCAGCUACUCCCUGGACCUUCUAGAAUAGUUUUUUUUGUUUUUUUACAUUUUUGUUUUUGUUUUUGUUGAAGUAAUUUAUUCUAAUUGUUUUUUUAUUUUUUUCACUCAGUGCUACUGUAUAGCUAUCGGGAUGUACACCGUUUCUUCUCCUAGUUGAUGGAACAGUCAGUCAGUAACAGUACUGUGUGUUAGUGUCCUAAAUGGAACCCUAUUCCCUAUGUAAGUGUGUUACUUUUGACCAGAAAAUAGUGUACCGUUGGGGACUCGGCCUGUGUGUUAGCUGGGCCUGUGGGUUGGGAGGACAGACGGACUAAUGUGUCUUUAUACUAAGCUGUGUAUGGGUCUUUUAGGAGACACACCAACCAGCAGACAAUCAAAUGUACUAAAUGUGCCUUGUGAGUAUGAGACCAGCCACACCAACAAUCAUCCAUCACAGCCAUCUGGUCAUGGUUACCCAGUGGUCACAGCUCUCCUAGUUCAGUCUGGUCAUGGUUAUCUAUAGAAUGGUGGUCACAGUUCUCCUAGUUCAGUCUGGUCAUCAGUCUAAAGGCUCAGCUGUGACACAUCUAUAGCACAGUAGCUGCCUGGUUGAUCAUAUGUGUGUCCCAAAACGUCACUAUGUAGUAAAGAUAUGUGUCCCAAAUUGCACCCUAUUCUCUAUUUAGGGUACUACAUUUGACCAGGGCCCAUAGGGAAUAGGGUACCAUUUGACCAGGGCCCAUAGGGAAUAGGGUGCCAUUUGACCAGGGCCCAUAGGGAAUAGGGUGCCAUUUGACCAGGGCCCAUAGGGAAUAGGGUGCCAUUUGACCAGGGCCCAUAGGGAAUAGGGUGCCAUUUGACCAGGGCCUAUAGGGAAUAGGGUGCCAUUUGACCGGGGCCCAUAGAGAAUAGGGUGCCAUUUGACCGGGGCCCAUAGGGAAUAGGGUGCCAUUUGACCAGGGCCCAUAUAGAAUAGGGUGCCAUUUGACCAGGGCCUAUAGAGAAUAGGGUGCCAUUUGACCAGGGCCCAUAUAGAAUAGGGUGCCAUUUGACCAGGGCCCAUAGAGAAUAGGGUGCCAUUUGACCAGGGCCCAUAUAGAAUAGGGUGCCAUUUGACCAGGACCCAAUGGGAAUAGGGUGCCAUUUCGGACACAACCAUAUCCACCCUCUAGGGCACAUGCCUAAUCUAUGACCUUUUAACCCUGACCCCUCUCAACACACACACACACACUCCCGGCUCAUCACCCUAAAACUCAAAUAUCCAAAAGACUGUUGACAAUCAACGUGCACUGGAAAGGUAAUGUUGUUAUAUGCACCCACUCUUCAGACUCCUGUACUGAACCUCCUCUAUAUCCAUUUGUCUUUAAGAUCUGUUGUAUGCUGGCUCGGCCUAGCUCGACAAGACUAGCUUUUCUGUGUCCCAAAUGGCACCUAUUCAACAUUUUAUAGUGCACUACUUUUGACCGGGUCUCAAAUGGCACCCAUAGGGCUCUGAUCAAAAGUAGUGUACUAUAUAGAAAAUAAGGUGCCGUUUGUGACCACGACCUAGUAGCGAUUGUAGGAUGAGGGUACAUGGAGUGAGUGAGCCACCACGGCGUCCAGUAUUAUUUUGUAAGUAGGAGGGGUUGUGUGGGUCAUCCUAUGGGUUGGUGUUGACGUCAAAUCCAUAAGAACCAACCAUUGUCUCAACCCUCCUUCGAGGUUAAAACUUAUAAUGAUACCUUCAGUAUCUUGAAUAUCAAGUUUUUUUUUUUUAUUCAUUCGGUUUUUUGAAUUUCCCAAGAAAGAGUGAAUCUUAACUGUUAAGUGCUGUGAUUUAUUUGUGUUUUUAUAUCAACAAACAAAACAGUUCGCUGCAGCUAAUUCUUAACUUGUUAACUUUCUAAGCGGGAAAAAAAACUUUUGUAUACUUUUGUAAAAAAACAAAACAAAUGUAACAAUGAAGUCCGAAAACAUGAUUUUUUUUUAAAGAUCGCUUUUUAAAUGUUGUGACAUGCUUUUUGGUUUUCACCAAAAAUAAAUCUGCUGUGUCGUUCUCAGUUCAAGGGCUGUUUUUGAUAUUUGAUCAUUCUGUAUAUGGAGUAAAAAUGCAUGUCCCAGCAUUCCUGAAAUCUGUGUUUGAAUGUAAAUGAAUUGAGAGGAAAAAACAUGUCUCUUUUUAAAUACUAUAUGAACUGAAACAGUGUGAACUUCCAUCUAACUCCUGCUCUGUUGAAUUGGGACUCUCUCUUUAGCAUUGCCUUCAUAUCACAUCCUUCUAGAACACAUCAUUAGAGCUCUCAGAACCAUCUUCAAAUAUCACAUCAUUCUAGAACACGUCAUUAGAGCUCUCAGAACCAUCUUCAAAUAUCACAUCAUUCUAGAACACGUCAUUAGAGCUCUCAGAACCAUCUUCAAAUAUCACAUCCUUCUAGAACAUGUCAUUAGAGCUCUCAGAACUGUCUCAAGGUUUCCACAUCGGUCGGGGCGGUGUGUUUUAUGAAGGAAGGACCAGUCUAAAUGUAGCAGAAUGUUCUGUCCAAAAUGGCACCCUAUGUAGUCCACUACUUUUGACCAGAGCUCUAUGGGCCCUAGUCAAAAGUAGUACAUAACAUAGGGAGCCAUUUGCGUUGCAGGCGGUGUUAUGAGACGCUUCUGAGAGCCCUGCACGGUUUUCAAACCGCGUGAAACAUAAGGGGAAAGAGAGGGGGAACGAGGGAGAUACAUGUUUGUCUAGUGCAAUAUGCUGUACAUAAAGAGCUUGGCUCUACAAAAUCCACAUCUUACAUUUUUCUCUAAUGAAAUGUAGUUUUCUUGUUCAAUGGGUACAUUGCUGUCUUUUUCAUUAAAAUGUUCUGAAAGUUUCAAAA